This is a messenger RNA of Humulus lupulus (European hop), 766 nucleotides long. RefSeq lists its product as uncharacterized. NCBI's taxonomy places the organism in Eukaryota, Viridiplantae, Streptophyta, Magnoliopsida, Rosales, Cannabaceae. The transcript has a single exon. Gene Ontology annotation, molecular function: acyltransferase activity, transferring groups other than amino-acyl groups. Bases 117 to 650 code for a protein of 177 amino acids. The record is from RefSeq and is a predicted model, not a curated record.
UCAUACACUAUUACGUAACAAAGUUUUAAAGCUAUUUUCAAAGCAGAACACAGCUAUAGUUCUCUGUAUUUCUUCAUCUCUUAACAAUUUUAUUAGAUAUUGUCUUUGGUGAGUAAAUGGAGAUAAAUCCACCAAAAAUUACACUCCGUCCAUUUAAUCUAACGGACGUGGAUGAUUUGAUGCUAUUUGCAGGUGAUGAUCAAGUGACUCAAUAUCUUCGAUGGAACACGUUGACCUCCAAAGAAGAGGCGUUGACUUUCAUAAAAGAAGUUUGUAUUCCUCACCCUUGGCGCCGCUCCAUAUGCAUCGAUGACCGUUCGAUCGGCUUCAUCUCAGUCUUCCCUGGUAGUGGAGAGGACAUGUUUAAGGCCAACAUAGGCUAUGGUGUGACCCCUAACUAUUGGGGCCAGGGAGUAGCCACACAGGCCAUGAAAAUAGCAGUUCCUCAAGUUUUCAAGGACUUGCCCCAUUUGGUAAGGCUGGAAGCUUUUGUUGAGGUAGAAAAUAAGGGCUCUAAAAGGGUUUUGGAGAAAGUUGGGUUUCAAAAGGAGGGACUCCUUAGGAAAAGUACUUUCUUUAAAGGAAGGCUCAGAGAUUUUUUUGUUUAUAGUUUUUUAUCCACUGAUUUUCCUCCUCAAAGCUGUAAUUAAAUGUUCUCACUAGUGCGAGGACUUGGAAAAAAAAAGAGAGGAGAUCUUAUGUUAUGAAAUAUUUGUUGUUCGUUUAUGAACGGAUAUGAUGAUUAAUGCGAUAGUCAUGUUUACCA